Messenger RNA from Canis lupus familiaris (dog), 1428 nucleotides. RefSeq names its product stathmin 4 (gene STMN4). The transcript has 7 exons. Gene Ontology annotation, cellular component: cytoplasm; neuron projection. Lineage: Eukaryota; Metazoa; Chordata; Mammalia; Carnivora; Canidae. Bases 224 to 874 code for a protein of 216 amino acids. The record is from RefSeq and is a predicted model, not a curated record. Gene Ontology annotation, biological process: regulation of microtubule polymerization or depolymerization; neuron projection development; microtubule depolymerization. Gene Ontology annotation, molecular function: tubulin binding.
UUGCCAAGCAACCCACUGUCGGCCAAUCACGGGCCUCGGAGGUGAUGUCAUGGAGAGCGAGCGGCCGUGCUGAUGGGGAGAGAAGCCCGGGGUACCACUAAUUGAGGGAGUGAGGAAGGGAGCAGCACGCUCAAACGGGACUGCAGAUUUGUGACAGCAUCCUGAGCUGGGGAUAGACCUACUCUGACUUUCAACCAGAUUCAGCCUUCACAUUCCAGAAAACAUGACCCUCGCUGCCUACAAAGAGAAGAUGAAGGAGCUUCCACUGGUGUCCUUGUUCUGCUCCUGUUUUCUAGCUGAUCCCCUGAAUAAAUCAUCCUAUAAAUAUGAAGGCUGGUGUGGGAGACAGUGUAGGAGGAAAGAUCAAAGCCAGCGGAAAGACAGUGCUGACUGGAGAGAAAGAAGAGAGCAGGCAGACACAGUGGACCUGAACUGGUGUGUAAUUUCUGACAUGGAAGUCAUCGAGCUGAACAAAUGUACCUCGGGCCAGUCCUUUGAAGUCAUCCUGAAGCCACCCUCCUUUGAUGGGGUUCCUGAGUUCAAUGCCUCCUUACCCAGGCGGCGAGACCCAUCUCUGGAAGAGAUCCAGAAGAAACUAGAAGCAGCUGAGGAGCGAAGGAAGUACCAGGAAGCUGAGCUUCUGAAGCACCUGGCAGAGAAACGAGAACACGAGCGGGAAGUGAUCCAAAAAGCCAUUGAGGAGAACAACAACUUCAUCAAGAUGGCUAAGGAAAAACUGGCUCAGAAGAUGGAAUCCAAUAAGGAGAACCGGGAGGCCCACCUUGCUGCCAUGUUGGAACGGCUGCAAGAGAAGGACAAGCACGCGGAGGAGGUGCGGAAAAACAAGGAGCUGAAAGAAGAGGCCUCUAGGUAAAGCCCAGAGGCCAAAGAAGUUUCCAGAACAGCCGGACAGCUCCAGCAGCUCCGCAGUUCCUGAGGCAGCCUCGUCGGCCGUCGGCUGCUCUCCCAGCACUGGGGUUUGGGGGGAGGGGGGUGGCCAGGGGUGUUUCCUCUGCUUUUGGUGUUUGUAUAUGUAAAGAAUUGACCAGUGAAGCCAUCCUAUUUGUUUCUGGGGAACAAUGAUGGGGUGGGAGAGGGGAGAGAAGGAGAGAAUUUAGGAAAGGAGAUAGAGAAAGACUCAUGGACACUGCAACCCUGCCCACCGCAGACUCAGGUCAAGUACUUGGCUUUUCUUCACAGUGAACGUCCAGGCACCGUGUUGAGGGAAGCUGCACGUGGGGCAGUAGCCACACCAAGUGAAGGGUGGAGUCCUGGGUGGGGCAGUGGCUGCAGGGUGUGGCAGGAGAGCCCAGGGAAAGGGUGGGGGGCCUGGAGGUGUUGCUUCUGCCCUGCAACAGGUGGGAUGAGGUCUGAGUGUGUGUGUAUUAACCAUCAUCUUUUGAUCAUCAUGACCAAUGAAAUAUUUAC